UUAAUGGCGGCCCCCACUAAAAAAAACAAUUUUUUAAUCCGUAAUCGAGUUAAUAGAGUCCUGAUGUUUUUAGAUCUAGAUCUCUAUAUAGAUCUAGAUUUAAUCUACAUCGAACAAUAAUUACAAAUUUAAAUCUAUAGUCUAUCUAGAUUUAUUUAAUUAUAGCAAAAUGGGCGUUUCAUGCGUCUACAUGUAUCCUGUGCCCGAGGGUCGCAGUGGUGCCCAUGUGGUUGAAGUCUUACAAAAGCAAGUGGAGACAAUUGGUGGAGUGAAGAUGGGAAGUUUUGUUGUAGAUUGUGAGUCCUAUCUCUCCAUUAUGUUAUCAGUUUCUAAAACAUUGCAAAUUUUACACAAUACUGAGUAUCCAGCUUCUUGUUUUGCCGUGUUAGACUCUGGAGCCACACUUGUAGCAGACACCCUUUUUAAUGGACUCCUGUCUCAUCUCAAAGCUUAUUAUCAAGCUCGAAAGGGUUCUAAAAUUGAGUCUAAAGGCAACAGGUACCAGCUGGCUGACUUUGUAAUCAAGAUUGGAUCUGUCACUUUAUCUGGAAGUUUUAAAGGCAUUCUUGUGGAGGUUGAGUACUGCCCAUCAGUAAUAGCUUCAGAAUGUUGGAACUUGAUGAAAGAAUUGCUACAGAGUCUCAUUGGAAACAUUGCUGAGUCACCUCCGCCCAGCCUUAAAAUGAAAAUGGAUGAAAUCUACACCCCAGCCAUGACGAUGUUACAAUACUUGGAGCAUUUCAACAAUUUCCGUAAAGCAGCCGCAGUCAGUCAGCCACCUAGGUGACAUGAGGAGUCCUCCAGUGAUUUCAUUCUCUAGUCUCCCAAUAAUUGAAGAGGUUUGAGACUUACAAUAGUAUCACUGUCAAUUGCUGGAGAUUUUAAUUGGUACAACGUAAUAUUACAAUAAUUACUCACUUUUAUUAAGUGUUCAAUUGUUCCAAAAUGUUGUUUGUUUGUUUUUUUUGGGGGGGGGGGGUAAUUUUCAGUUAUUUCUAAAAGUUACUACUUACUUUUAGUCACUUAAUAAAUUAUUAUUUACUUUAAGAAUAAAAGUAAAAAAAAUUUUUGUCAUCACUGACAGAAAUUAAUCUAGUUUUGUAUUGUAGAAAUCAUUGUGUAAGCAAUCAAUAAACUUAAAAGGUGAUGGCAUUGAAAUUUUGUAAUAGCUUUGACACAUCUUAUUGAUGUAAACAGAACAAAUGAUUGGAUAGGCAGUCAUAGCAAAAUAACAUUGAACUCAACAAGAUCAUUGUCCUUAUUAGAAGCAAGGGUUUAGAGCACGCUCUAACAGACUGUCAUCCUCUAUGCCAUGAGGAAGAGUGACUCUGAGUCUAGGCUCUGUCAUCAUAGUGCGCUGAAUUGUCUCUUUGGCAUUUUGGUUUCCUGCCCAGCAGCGUCUUGAAACCUGUACAUAUGUAGAUAAAAAGGUAUACAUUUAAACUCUACUGCAUGUAAUAGUCUUAUUUGUUUCUAUGUCUGGUAAAACUUUGUGUGAAGAAGGUUAAACUUAGACUUUGUUUUUUUAUGCAAGCUUUUAUAGAGGUCUUUGCUGUGAGUCAUUUUACUUUACUCAAUCCAAUAAUUUUUGGAGAAGUGAUGAUUUGUUGUAAGGCUCUAGAAUAUUAAUAUUUUCAUUCAGGCUUUGUCUAUUAUCCAUGUAUAUAAUGUGAAUCAUUAAGUUGUUUGUAAAGUACCAUAGUAAUGACAAAUCAUUAAAUAUUACCCCAUUGCUGACAUCCCAUGCUAGCAUAUUUUCUGCUCUAGUUUUGGCUUCCUGGUUGGAAUAAAAAAAAAUGUUUGAUAUAGAUUAGUUGCACAAUUUUACUUUUCUUCUAAAUAGGCCUUCUUUGUCAUAGUCUUUCUUUUUAAUGCAUCCUAUUCUAAGAUACCAUUGUUUAAUUAACAUUGUAAACAUUAUAGAAGUGAAUUGAUGCAUUAGGUGCUUAAUUAUAUAUUGACUUUUGUUGAAUUUAUAAUACAUAAAUAUUCAUGUCUUGUCUUCAUAAUGGAAUUUAUGUAAAGUGUAAGCUGAGUUGUUUUUUUAAUGUAAAAAAUUCCUUUGAUUAUGAAACAAAAAAACUUAAACAUAUUUUAUAUUAGUUCUUGAUAGUUCAAUGUUAUUAAGGCCUGACUAGUUCAGGUUCUUAAUUUAAGUAAUAAUUUGGUGAAACGUUAAAGCUACCCAAGAUCUCAUUAAGUACAUAGAAAAGCUUAAUAUAUUGUAUUAAUUUAGCUCAUCAUACUAAUUAUGGGAAGUCUAAAAGAAUGUUACUAAACUAGUCUAAAUCUAAACUUACCUCUGAGCCAUCUAACACUAGACCAAAUCCUCCAUUCAUGACUUCACCCCUGGUUUUGGGAAAACAUAGAAAACAUGAGUUGGUUAAAUCAAACUUGUCUGAACUGUGGGGGCAGUAAAUAACUACCUGGACUAUCUAUGCUUUGCUUACCAUCCAACACCACCACCAUUAUGGAGAGCAACCCAUGUGGCACCUCUGAAGCUAUCUCCUAGCACAUUCUGCACUGACAUAUCUAUCAAGAAAAAAAAAUUAUUUUAUAUUCUUUAUGAUUGUAAAGAUUAAUUGUUUUUAGAAUAAGAAAACUUUUGAUUUUUACAUGGAUCAAUUUGUAUCUUAUGCUUAAACCACAUAAAUGUUAUCUAGUGAUAUAUCUAAAGUAAUGACAUUCCAAAUCUUAUAUCACAUUUUCACAUUAUUUUCACAAAACAGACAUUGGACUCUUGUUAAAUGUUGUAAAAGGGGAAAAAAAAUUAAGUUUGGUGUGCACAGGCACAAUUCACAUCACAAAAACAAACAGACACAAGAACUCUUUUGUUCCCUUAACAAUUAAAUCAUAGAAGAAAAUCUUUCUCUUAUUAAACUUCACCAUUAAUAGUUAAUGAAACUGUGGUAUGAAUGUAUAUCAUAUAAUUGGUUUGUUAUCUUAUAAUUUUUAAAUGUGAAAUACAUGAUUGACAAAUUUCCUUAACGAUAAUAAAGAUUAUUAUUUUUCAGACCAUGUCAUGUUAAGUUGCUUUGAACCUAUUGAUUUCAAGAACCUAAUUUAACAUUGAACACUAAAUUUGAUCUAUAAAGGGUAUCAUUCAUGUCACAGUACCAGCACAAAAUGCAGAGCCAUCAUAAAUAUUUGAUGUUUCUCUGUACAGACUAUCUGUGCCACUAACAUCAUGGUGAUCUCUGCUUAUCACAACAGGACCCUGGAAACACAAGGAGAAUGUUCAUUUUAUAAACACAGACAUAUAAUGUUCUGGUUAUAUUUAUGAAUGGGAAGUUUCUUUGUUGCUUAUUAAUUUGCAUGUCCCAAAAUUUUUACAUUCUUCCAUGUAAAAGAGCUAAAAUUUGAGAUUCAAUUUGCUUUGAAAUCUUGUAUGGCAGUGUUUUCUAAACUGUGUUGUGUGUCACGAACUACUGAAAUAAUAAACUAGUAGGCCUCCACAUGAAUUAAAACUAAAAAUAAACAAAUUGUACCAUUAAAUACUCAGAAUGUGCGAAGUGUUCUGUUUAGGAACAAAGUUUAAGAAACACUGUUAUAUGGUAAUCCUAGAUAUGUUGGGUAUCUUAGUUGAUGCAAGAAACAAAGAGUGACAAUAAUUUAUUUAAGAGGCUUAAGAGAUGUGUGGUAGGCCCAAGAACCAGCAGUUACUUUCUAAUCCAGUGUUUCCCAAACUGUUUCUUUAAUGAAACAUCUCACAUAUUCAGAGAAUUUUGCGGAACACUUUUUUUUUUUUUGGUUGGAUUAUUUCCUAUUUGUUUAAAUAAAAAUAUAAUAACAAUGGAGCCAUAUUCUAAAUUUAGUAUUGUUAAUUAAUUUCAAGUAAACAAGUAAAAUAAAAUACAGGCAUAAACAAAUGAAGAAAAAAAAAAAAAAAAAAACCUUUGUAGACUUUAAUGGUGCUGUUUUCUUGAAGAAUGUAACUUCUUGAUUAUCAGACAUGAUAUUGGUAAGCUGAAUUUUAAUCUGGUGUGUCAGUAUUUUUAUUCUUAUUUUAUUUUGCUAAUUUUAACUAAUGAUUGGGAACAAUAUAUAUUUUUGCUUAUUAACAUUAUGCCGAAUGAAGAAAUAUUAACUUUGCAUGAAAAUGCAUCAAAUAUUAGAAAAAAAAGUGUAGUGGCUCAUUCUUUGAUAAGAGCAAUGAAAUGGUGUAUGUGUUUUACCAAUGCUUUAGUUUCACUAAAUCCUGGAGUUUGCUUUUUUCUUGUUAUUUUUCAAUAUGCAUGAAGAAUACUUUUUUUUUUUUUUUGGUUAAUUAUCUAUUUCUCUUUUUUAGUUUACUAUCCAGCAUUUAUUUAUGGAGUGUUUUAUGUUUUUCAAAUAUUAUUAAUUAUUUUAACAACUUAAUUGAAAUGCUUAAUUCUAUGCUUGUUUGUUUGUUUAUGUUUGUUUUACAUGUUUCGAAUAUUCCUUUAGAGUUGACAGUCCAGUGCGCAUACCCCACAAUCAGGCAGCCAUGCUAUACUCUUACACUUAUCUUUUUUUUUUGACAGUUAUUUCCCUUUCAUCUAAAUAAUAAUAAUAAGACUUGUCUCGAGUCCGAAGAUUAGUGAGGAAUGCAGUAUUUCCCGUGGCUGCGCAGCCCCAGCUGUGAGCUACAUAUUUUGCCACAUCCAGGGCAAGCAUAACCAUUGUCUACAGGUGGUUGAUUUAGAUUUUCUUUUCACUGUCUGCAUUUUUCCUCGGCAUUGUAUUUUCUUUUGGUCUCUAAUGUGUAUCGCUUAAGCUGGUCAUUGAAGCAUUUCCGUGGGGCACCUCUGUUACACUGACGACCUUUUAGCUCACCAAAAAAGACUUUCUUUGGCAUAUGUUCGUCUCCCAUACGGGAAACGUGCCCUGCCCAUCUAAAUGUCAACACACAAAUUACAUUAUUAAUUAAAACUCACAUUACUCAGAUUAUUGAACUUAAUAGACACAGUAGUGGUGUGUUUUAAUAUGGUGGUUAUAAAAAUCAAUCAAUCGAAAGAUACAAACUUUUAACAAUAGUUGCUACUUAACUUCAGAUAUCCUUCUGAAACUGCUUUAUUGAAA
Biomphalaria glabrata is the source of this 5043-nucleotide messenger RNA. RefSeq names its product mediator of RNA polymerase II transcription subunit 20-like. Gene Ontology annotation, molecular function: transcription coactivator activity. The record is from RefSeq and is a predicted model, not a curated record. The transcript has 4 exons. Bases 170 to 787 code for a protein of 205 amino acids. Lineage: Eukaryota; Metazoa; Mollusca; Gastropoda; Planorbidae. Gene Ontology annotation, cellular component: mediator complex. Gene Ontology annotation, biological process: regulation of transcription by RNA polymerase II.